GUGAAGAUAUGAUCCCUACAGUGGGCUUCAACAUGAGGAAAGUAACUAAAGGUAACGUUACAAUAAAGUUUCCUGGAAGCUUUGUUGGGGAUGCGUGAACUUAUGUAACGACAAGCAACGUAGGAUAGAAGAAUCGGAAGUGGAGGUGUCUGAAAACUCCCCAGAAAGCCCACCACCUCCCCAGCCACCACGCCAAACUGACCUCUAGCCAGGAACAGGCCCGUGACCCUUUCUGAGACAAGGAAGCCCUCUGCCCAGCAGAUGAAGGAGCUGAUGAGCUGGCAGGCAGAAGUGUUGGGUUCUUUGUGGACCACGUGGAACACCUGACUUCACCGCCCCUGAGUGCUCAGAGGCACAGAACAGUUGGCUGUUCUUAUAGAGAACUUCCGCCAUCAGAAAAGCUUGAUGAAGGACUUCAGGUUUUGAAGAGGAGUACAAACAGGCUGAAUGUGCCCUACAUGCCCCUGGAAUCUUCCACCAUUUUGGAUUGAGUCCACAAGAUGGAGUAGGAUGGGCCAUCUGAACCUAACCUCAGGGUCCAGAGGAGAAACCCCAGCCUUCCCGCCCCCUGGAAACUAGCAGUUGUCCGCUAGUUGAAGCAGUGGAAUUUGGCAAGGCAAUGUGCAAUGGAAACCUGCAUAUUGGAGAAUCUGUUCUCCUGCAGUCCCCCUUUGCCUUCAGUACCUCACUUCCCUUUGGGGGCAAAACCUAAUGACCCAGGGUUUUCUCUUGACAGCUGGCCAGAGCUAAUAGAUGUGGACCUUCAGACCGCUGCCCCGCUGCUAGACUUCAUGUCCAAACUCAGACAGCUGACAGCAAACUUUUCCUCCUGCUGAACUCAAUAAGGGCCAGGAGUUACCUGGAGUACGCAAUCAAAUAUCAACGGUGACCGCUGUAUGUCACGGGAGGCCAGAUGUGAGACUUCCUAUAUCUUCAUGAAGCUGUGUGUGGAAUGAUGGAGAAUGUGGGAGAACACAGCUCUCGGUGAAGUACUUGGCUGUGCAGAUGAACGACUAAAGCGGUGGCUAACACCUUGACUACAGACCUGAUUAGCCAGGGCUUUCCCUCCUCAAACCGUCCUCAUCUCCCUCAGUCAAGCGACGAGAACCUUUGCUUCGACAGCAGAGAGCUCUUUGGGGAAGUCAUCAGCCAGAUUCUGUGCCCCAGACUAACAGCUGGAAGACAGUAUCUGCAGUUCUCUGUGUUCCUUGCUUUCUGUAAUGAAGCAAAGGCCACAAAGGAAUGGUUUCAGCUGGGGUCAGGCCUCUGUCCCUUCAUUCGAGUCAGCCUACAAGGAACAGUAUUUCUGGGCAGGGUGAAACUGGAGAGGUAAGGGCAGCAAGUCCACAGAGAAACGGUAGAACUCCCAACAGAAGCUGAACCAGCAGUGUGAGGCAAUCCCACAUGCAAAAAUAUACCUGUGGCAGGGUCAGCUGGCUGAGUUUUGCUAAUGUUAAGAAGAAAUCACCACCACCACCUGGAACUUGAAUAUUUGUCUUCACGGAGUAUAUCACACAAAAUUCACGAGCACUAGCCACAUUGUGUAUCCCCUUGACAAACCCCACAGUGGCACCAAAGGACCAUAGAAUUGUCGCUGACGUCGACACCACAUCAGCAAGAGAUUUAACCUUUUCUCCAAGUCGCCAGAAGAUCAAGGGGCCCGUGGCCAACUUCUAAUUUUUUUAGGCCUGAGGAAUCAAAACCAAUGGGUUGCAAGAGUGAGAGUCAAGGUGCUGGCGUGGAGAAAGCCAUUCCUUCCUAUCGCACUGGAAGACAGUUUGUGCCCUGGACUCGGUUGCAGAGAACUGCACCCCUCCACUUUAGCCAACCUGGUCCGUUGGUGCCCGCAGCAGAGGUGUGGGUCUGAUCACUAAUGUCAGGUGCGGGUAAGGUCAGCUGCGUUGAAUGAAUGAAUGAAAGAGCAGCUGCCGCCAUCAGGAUACCUGGGGGACGAGUCCCGAGGGCAUGUGGAAACAGACCCCAGAGUGAUCAUCAACUUCGGCCAACUCGGGCUACGAUCUGGGAUAUAGGUGGGCAGCCCCGAUUCCGAAGCAUGUGGGAGCGAUACUGCCGUGGCGUUAAUGCUAUUGUUUACAUGAUAGAUGCCGCCGACCGUGAAAAAAUAGAAGCCUCUCGAAAUGAACUGCACAAUCUUCUAGACAAACCACAGUUACAAGGAAUCCCUGUGCUAGUACUUGGAAACAAGAGAGAUCUUCCUAAUGCCCUGGAUGAGAAACAGCUAAUUGAAAAAAUGAAUCUGUCUGCUAUUCAGGACCGAGAAAUUUGCUGCUAUUCAAUUUCUUGCAAAGAAAAGGAUAAUAUAGAUAUCACACUUCAGUGGCUUAUUCAACAUUCUAAAUCUAGAAGAAGCUGAAGUCUUUCCUGGAGUCUCCCAGACCUUGUUGGCCAUAAACCCAGAAUUAUUGUCCAUUCCUUUGAUGAAGUACUACCCAGAAUACAGUCCAUCAUGUAUCCGAGAACUUGCCUUUUUCUGAGUUAAUUUCUCAUAUGCACUGCUGAAGACAUGUAACCCUAAUCCUUCAAAAAGAAUUAACUAGAGUUGUCAUGAUAAGUGUCAGCACAAAAAAAGGCUUAUUACACGGAGUUGCCUGAACCAUGUGUAGAGCUUUUCUAAAACAACUUCAACCAUCUUAAAUCAUGAAAUACGCCUAUUUCAGUUCUGGUCUUUUUGGUCCAGAUUUUUAUAUUGAUUUUGAGCAACUGUCGAUGGUAUUUAAUUAUAGAAUUAUAUAGCUUGAUACUGAUGUGCAACAGCAUGAAGAUUCUAGUGCCACAUACAGUAUUUAGAAAAACCUUUAAACCUGACUUGUGGGAUAUCGGCCUAUUGUUUCACUGUCUUAUCUCACAGAUGCAUGUGAAAUGUAUAUUUUAAGCCUUAGCAAUGGAAGCUGUCUGCAAAGGGGGAGCACAAGGCACAAGAUCAAUAUCACCAUUUAUCCUCUACACUAGUGAGGCCAUACCCAGUGAUUUUCGUUUUAAAUUUAAAUUUUUUAGAAUAUACCACUUUCUGGUGAACCAUUACAGUCAAUGGUGGUUGGGAUGUGGGAGGAAUGAAGACAUGCUGUCUUGUAUUUAUCCAAAUCAUCGCUUAUAUCCUUUUUGGUUUUACACUUUCAUUAAAGGGGUAGGAUCAAUGACUUUCUCAAAAGCUUUCAAGGAUUUUGAGCAUUCCAAUCAGUGUAAUAACAUUUGCUAAGACUGUCAGACUUUGUUCAACACCUGCACGUUUUUUUCUACCGUCAGUCAUUUAGGUCAGUGCUGCAGCAUGACACUUGAACUAUUGAAUUUUGAUAUCCAAUCAUGAAUCACGUGGACUUUCCGCACAAAAGCUACUACUAAAGCAGUUCUUUUUUUGUGUCUCUUACUGACGUAAGAUUUGGUGCCCUUUUGCAAGGUGCCACCAGACAUCUUGGUUAUUGUGACAACUCUAGACCGACCAGCUUUUCUCAAUGUAUUCUUCAUGUGCAAAGUCUACCAAUUGUACGAAAAGCCGAAGAUGUCAAAAGAAAAAGAGCCAGUUGGUUGAUCCUAUUAUUGAUUAAUUUCUAUAGAGAAAUGGGAACAUUCAAGUGAACUUCUCUUUGUAGCUUUACUUGGUGACUCUGUGUAUCUAAAGGGACACGCUUGUCAUGCUGGUUCAUUCAUAAAAUGAAAUUGAUGUAAAUCACUGUAGUAGAUAAAACUCUCUAUGGUUCACCUGCUUAUGUGUUGCCUCACACUGUGUGUGACUUUUUUUUAAAAGCAGCACGCAAUGUAGACAGUGCGUUUUCCAGACUUGUUGAUCAUGCCAAGUGGAGUUGCUGAUGAAUUAUUUUAAUGACUGCCAUUUUAAUUUCUAGGUUGUUACGGCCUUAAGAAUUACUGCACUAUGGUGCACAGGCACUAUUGGUUUUUCUCCAGUCACAUUUUUAAAAGAGGGAAAAAAUGGGGCUUUUAAGAUUGUUCUCUUCCUUUAAAGCAUGUUGCAUACUUCCUAUACUAUGUUGGUGCUGUAGGUAAAGUUAUAUUAACCGGCUACUGUAGUUGAACAUCUUUAAUGUUCACGAUGAACUGCUAUACUUUAUUUAGCAACUUGCUUGUGCCUAAGCUGAGGAAAUUAAUCUAGAAUGUGUGAAUCUUAAGAGGGGACCAGGUCUCUGUUUAGUUAAAUGACCUCUAGCUGAAUCUGAUGUGUUUAGUGUUUAUCUAAUUCACGACUUUCAGCAUUUUUAAGGUAUUCAGACACUACUACCAACUGUUUCCCUGUGCAUUAACCUCUGCAUGUGAAAACGUAGAGUUACCAAACUUUGUAAAUAAGUGAAUUUUUUUUUUAUUUAGGUGGGUGCAUUUCUGUCCAUUUACUGCUUUUCUCAGCUUUAUUCAAUACACUUGCGUUUCCAGGGUUGUAUUGACAAUUUUAACUCGCAGAAUUACUCUAGAUGUGCAUCAUGACGGAAAGUAUUGACUUUAUUGGAGAAGGAGUGGAGAGACAAUUAUGGGCCUUCUGACCAGGUGCUUAAAGAAGUGAAAUUGGGCCUCAGGACUGUGGGCAAGAAAGAAUUGAAAUAAACGUUUAAAGUACAAUCCA
Ornithorhynchus anatinus (platypus) is the source of this 4588-nucleotide messenger RNA. RefSeq names its product ADP ribosylation factor like GTPase 8B (gene ARL8B). Gene Ontology annotation, cellular component: lysosomal membrane. The record is from RefSeq and is a predicted model, not a curated record. Lineage: Eukaryota; Metazoa; Chordata; Mammalia; Monotremata; Ornithorhynchidae. The coding region runs from base 1910 to 2374 and encodes 154 amino acids. Gene Ontology annotation, biological process: anterograde axonal transport; protein transport. The transcript has 8 exons. Gene Ontology annotation, molecular function: GTPase activity; GTP binding.